AUGGCGGCGGCCAGGUUCACCGCUGGCUCCGUGUUUCUGCGGCUCGUGUGGCUGGCGUUGUCUUUUUCACCCACUUCUGCUCAGCAUUACAGCAGCGACAGUGGAAUAUCCGUCCCGGAACACGGCUUUUGCCAGCCCAUUUCCAUUCCGCUGUGCACCGACAUCGCCUACAACCAGACCAUCAUGCCGAACCUCCUGGGCCACACGAACCAAGAGGACGCCGGACUCGAGGUGCACCAGUUUUACCCGCUGGUCAAAGUCCAGUGCUCCGCGGACCUGAAGUUCUUCCUGUGCUCCAUGUACGCUCCGGUCUGCACGGUCCUGGAGCAGGCCAUCCCCCCGUGUCGGUCGCUGUGCGAGCGGGCUCGACAGGGAUGCGAAGCCCUGAUGAACAAAUUCGGGUUCCAGUGGCCGGAGAGGCUCCGCUGCGAGGCUUUCCCGGUCCACGGGGCCGGCGAGAUCUGCGUGGGCCAGAACACGUCCGAGAGCGGGAGCCCGACCUCUUCGUCGUCCCCCUACGUGCCCGAACCGAUGACCCUUCCGCCCAUGGUCCACCCGAACCAGCGGCCGCCCCAGCACAGCCCCUACCACCAGUUCUCCUGCCCGCUGCAGCUGGAGGUGCCCACCUACCUGGGCUACAGAUUCAUGGGGGUCAAGGACUGCGGGGCCCCCUGCGAGCCCACCAAGCCCAGCGGGAUCAUGUACUUCCGCGAGGACGAGGUCAAAUUCGGCCGGCUGUGGGUCGGGAUCUGGUCCAUUCUCUGCUGCGUGAGCACCUUAUUCACGGUGCUCACUUAUCUGGUGGACAUGAGGCGGUUCCGGUACCCAGAGAGGCCCAUCAUCUUCCUGUCCGGCUGCUACUUCAUGGUGGCCGUGGCCUACGCGGCCGGCUUUUUCCUGGAGGACAAAGUGGUGUGCGUGGAUAAAUUCAAGGUGGACGGUUACCGGACCGUGGCCCAGGGGACCAAGAAGGAGGGCUGCACCAUCCUCUUCAUGGUGCUGUACUUUUUCGGAAUGGCCAGCUCCAUCUGGUGGGUGAUUCUGUCCCUGACGUGGUUCCUCUCCGCCGGGAUGAAAUGGGGUCACGAGGCGAUCGAGGCCAACUCGCAGUACUUCCACCUGGCCGCGUGGGCCGUCCCGGCCAUCAAGACCAUCACCAUCCUGGCCAUGGGCCAGGUGGACGGGGACGUGCUGACCGGCGUGUGCUUCGUGGGGAUCUUCAACGUGGACGCGCUGCGCGGCUUCGUGCUGGCCCCGCUCUUCGUCUACCUCUUCAUCGGCACCUCCUUCCUGCUGGCCGGCUUCGUGUCGCUGUUCCGGAUCCGCACCAUCAUGAAGCACGACGGCACCAAGACGGAGAAGCUGGAGAAGCUGAUGGUGCGCAUCGGCGUGUUCAGCGUGCUCUACACGGUCCCGGCCACCAUCGUGAUCGCCUGCUACUUCUACGAGCAGGCCUUCCGGGAGCACUGGGAGCGCACCUGGCACAUGCAGACGUGCAAGCGCUUCGCCGUGCCCUGCCCGGCCCACAACUUCGCCCCCAUGACGCCGGACUUCACCGUGUUCAUGAUCAAGUACCUGAUGACCAUGAUCGUGGGCAUCACCUCCGGCUUCUGGGUCUGGUCCGGGAAGACUCUGCAGUCGUGGCGGAGGUUUUACAAACGCCUGAGCAACGGGAACCACGGGGAGACGACGGUGUGA
Messenger RNA from Menidia menidia (Atlantic silverside), 1698 nucleotides. NCBI's taxonomy places the organism in Eukaryota, Metazoa, Chordata, Actinopteri, Atheriniformes, Atherinopsidae. The record is from the annotation of a GenBank genome assembly.